Messenger RNA from Gamsiella multidivaricata, 1017 nucleotides. RefSeq lists its product as uncharacterized. The coding region runs from base 1 to 1017 and encodes 338 amino acids. NCBI's taxonomy places the organism in Eukaryota, Fungi, Mortierellomycota, Mortierellomycetes, Mortierellales, Mortierellaceae. The transcript is spliced from 2 exons. The record is from RefSeq and is a predicted model, not a curated record. Gene Ontology annotation, molecular function: oxidoreductase activity.
AUGCUUUACCCGGGCGUUGCCUUUGGCUUGGCCAUCUUUGUCGGCUACCUGCUUUUGGUCCGCCAUCUUCGUUACCAGCGUAUUAAUGCGCUCCUAAAAAAGUACCCGGACCCGACCUUGCCUUUGCGCGACCGCAAUGUGGCCAAGGAGGUCUCUUCAAACUUUGCCGAUAUUGAUUUCCCAUUCCUGAACGUGGUGUCACUCGAAUUUGCGCUCUUCAAAACCUAUGCCAUCCCAUCCAUCUCCAAGAUCCUGGCGGCCACCCGGCAGUUCAAGGACAGCUGCUCCAAGCGCACGGAAGACACGACACUCAUUCUUCAGGAGAUGUCGGAGGGUUAUGCACGGAAGCAGUUCCGAGAGAUAAUUGAACGCCGGGUGGACGAAGAGGAGGACAAGAACGACGAGAGACGAGAGUUCAUUGCGACGGAGCGGCUGAACUUCAUUCAUGGACACUACCCCAUUAAGCAGGAGGACUAUCUGUACACUCUGGCCUUGUUUGUUUUGGAACCUCACAUCUGGAUUUCACGGUUCGAAUGGCGGGAGUCGACAGAGCUGGAGAGAAACGAAUAUGAGCGUUCACAUAUGGUUUAUGCUAACACGAACGUCGCCAUCGCUGAAGUCACAACGGACCUUCUCCUCUCGCUCGCCCCGUCCUUCACCCAUGCCUUUGGCCGCCAGGUCGUUUCUGCUUUGCUCAGCGACCGUCUCCGCACUGCCUUUGCCAUCCCACCUCCCCCAGCCGGUCUCACCACCGUUAUCGUUGGUGCUUUGAAACUCAGAGCAUUCUUUGUCAGACAUUUCAUGCUUCCUAGACGUUACCCAAAUGUUCGGACUGCAUUGAGAGCCAACGAAGAGAACAAGUACGUGCCAUUGUGGAACAAGUACGCCCCCGUCUAUCCUGACGGCUACAAGGUCGAGGACUUGGGUCCCGCCAAGUUUUUGGGAAAGUGUCCCAUGUCCCUGAAGGGCAUCGUCCAGGACACCACGCAUGUGGAGAGCAGGUUCAAGGCUGUAUAA